AGCAACAAAAUCGAAAUCUAGGGUUUGGGUUUUCGUCAUCGCCUCUCUCGCUCUCCUCUUUGCUUCUCCUCGCUCGCUGGGAUCGAGAAGUACUAAUCAUGGUGGCGGAGAAGACCGUAGUACAGAUCAGAACGAGGAAGUUCAUGACGAAUCGCCUCCUCUCUCGAAAGCAAUUCGUCAUCGACGUGCUGCAUCCUGGGCGUGCCAAUGUCUCCAAGGCUGAGUUGAAGGAGAAGCUAGCGGAGUCAUAUAGCGUGAAGGACCCAAACUCAAUCUUUGUGUUCAAGUUCAGAACUGCAUUUGGAGGAGGGAAGUCUACUGGCUUUGGUCUAAUUUAUGACUCAGUUGAGAGUGCGAAGAAGUUUGAGCCCAAGUAUCGUCUCAUUAGGAAUGGACUCGCUACCAAGGUUGAGAAAUCAAGGAAGCAGAUGAAAGAAAGGAAGAACAGAGCAAAGAAAAUCCGCGGAGUUAAGAAGACAAAAGCUGGCGAUGCUGCCAAGGGUGGAAAGAAGAAGUGAAGUACUCUUUGCUUGCUGCUGUGCUGCGUCUUCUCUUUUAUCUGGUUUUGUUUUGGUUCAGUAGAUGAGAUCCUUCUAUUUGUUUUAGUUUGGUUCGGUAGAUGAGAAUGUCUUAUCAAAUGUUUAGAGUCGUUAAUAGUAUAAUUUGGAACAACUCGUGACUUGUUGAUCAAGGCGAAGUUUUGAUUUCAGUCUUUUUAUUAUGAGUUUGUUGAUGAGAGCCCUUUGGUCAAGGGUAAUAUUUUUAUGGGUUUACGGCGUAUGGAGUGCCUGUAGUUCUAUUGUUAUGAAUGUGCUCCGUGAAUGAAAUUUUUUGACUAUUUAAUA
Asparagus officinalis (garden asparagus) is the source of this 845-nucleotide messenger RNA. RefSeq names its product 40S ribosomal protein S24-1-like. The record is from RefSeq and is a predicted model, not a curated record. The coding region runs from base 99 to 518 and encodes 139 amino acids. The transcript has 5 exons. Lineage: Eukaryota; Viridiplantae; Streptophyta; Magnoliopsida; Asparagales; Asparagaceae. Gene Ontology annotation, biological process: translation. Gene Ontology annotation, cellular component: ribosome. Gene Ontology annotation, molecular function: structural constituent of ribosome.